ACAGAUUUGUUCGUGAUUUGGUUCUUGGUUUAAGAUAAACUACGUACUUUCAACUUAAUUUACUGAGAGACUUUACAAGGCGAAAUUACUUAGUUUGUACUUAAUUUAUGCGUAAAUUAAGAUUGACCUCUAAAUUACGCUAAUGGGAACAUAGUUUUACAUAUAUUCUGAGAAAACAAAGUUUGGCGUUAGAUGCGCAGUCGCGAAAAUAAAUUAAUCAAAUAAAAAUAAAAUAGGUGAAUAAAGGAAUAAAGAUAAGAAUAAUGAACAAGCGAACUUUUCAAAAUGAAAUGGACGAUAUGGACGAAAAAAUAAUGGAAAACCAAAGACAGGUUGAAAGCCGCUUGGAUGUACUUGAUCAUCGCAUUGAUGCUAUGGAAAAGGUUUUGUGUGAAAAUAUGGCUAACAGGAACGAGACAAUGGCUCAAAAUCGCUUGAUGCGCGAGUGUAAAGUAAUUUUGGCGAAGGUGCAGCAGUCAGUUGGAAAAAUGACCGGCGACAUCGUUGAUGAAGGAAUAGUGGAAGUUGCUAGCGUACUUCCGUUUUUUACAAUAGAUGCUGCAAUGGAAGUGGAAGAAAAGCUGAAUGAGCACGAAUACGCCACUGCAAUGGUAAUUUUAACAUUCAAAUCAUGGUGGAAACUAAGUAACUAUUUUUUAAAACAGAAAACGCACAUACAUACACUGAAGCGCGCUUCUGGAGAAGUGGACCCUGUUAUGCGCAAAUUAUUUAUGUGUAUAUAUAUAUAUGUUUGGAUAUAAAUAUGUAAGGGACAUAAAACAUACAAAAUAAUUAAAAAUAUGAAAAGUUCGAAAAGAUAAGAAAAAAAUUUCAUUUGAAUAGGAUAAUCGUUUGGUAACACUACUGGUAGGUUUUGCGGUAAUCGCUUGGUAAGACUACCAGUAGGUUGUGCGGAAAUCGUUCGGUAAGACUACCGGUAGUUAUUGAGGUAUUCACUUCGUAGGAGUACUGAAAGAGUGAACAAGCUAUAUAUGGCUGAGUAUGACAUACGUGAAUGUGAAAAGAGUACAGAUACUCAACAAGAUUCACGACAAGAAGAGAGA
Rhagoletis zephyria (snowberry fruit fly) is the source of this 1064-nucleotide messenger RNA. RefSeq lists its product as uncharacterized. The record is from RefSeq and is a predicted model, not a curated record. NCBI's taxonomy places the organism in Eukaryota, Metazoa, Arthropoda, Insecta, Diptera, Tephritidae.